UGGACGAUUGUGAAGGACACAGAGGCUGAUGGGUUCUCGGACUCCCACAACGCUCUGCGAAUCCUCACGUUCUUGGAGUCCACGUACAUCCCUCCUUCCUACAUCUCCGAGAUGGAGAAGGUGGCCAAGCAGGGGGACACUGUUCUCGUGUCCGGGAUGAAGACGGGGAGCUCCAAACUUAAGGCACGCAUCCAGGAGGCCGUCUACAAGCACGUGCGUCCUGCGGAGGUCAGGCUGCUCAUUCUGGAGAACAUCCUUCUGAAUCCGGCUUACGACGUCUACCUGAUGGUGGGGACCUCCAUUCGCUACAAGGUGCAGAAGAUCAGGCAAGGAAAGAUCACAGAGCUGUCAAUGCCUUCCGAGCAGUAUGAGCUCCAGCUUCAGAACAGCAUCACGAGCCCCGAGGGAGCCACAGGCCAGCCUGUGACCAUCUUGGACCAGGAUACGUCGACAGUCACCGCUGUGCAACUGGGACAGAGCAGCCUGGUCCUGAGCCACAGGAGUAUCCGCAUGCAGGGUGCUUCCAGGUUACCCAACAGCACCAUCUACGUGGUUGAACCCGGAUACCUGGGGUUCACAGUCCAUCCUGGUGACAGGUGGGUGCUGGAGACCGGCCGCCUGUAUGAAGUCACCAUCGAAGUGCUUGACAAGUCCGGCAACAAGGUCUACCUGUCAGACAAUAUUCGCAUUGAAACCGUGCUGCCUCCUGAGUUCUUUGAGGUGCUCACUUCUUCCCAGAAUGGGUCAUACCAUCAUGUCAGGGCAACAAAGAGGGGCCAGACGGCCAUCGAAGCAGCCCUCACCUCCGUGGUAGACCAGGACGGAGGGGUCCACACAUUACGGGUGCCUGUGUGGAACCAGCAGGAGGUAGAAAUUCACGUCCCCAUCACCCUCUAUCCGAGCAUCUUGACGUUUCCGUGGCAACCAAAGACAGGCGCCUAUCAGUACACAAUAAAGGCCCAUGGUGGGAGUGGGAACUUCAGCUGGUCUUCGUCAAGCUAUGUGGUUGCCACUGUCACUGUCAAGGGUGUGAUGACCACAGGCAGUGACACCGGACUCAGUGUGAUCCAGGCGCAUGAUGUGCAGAACCCGCUACAUUUCGGGGAGAUGAAGGUCUAUGUGAUCGAGCCCAGCAGCAUGGAGUUCGCCCCGUGCCAGGUGGAGGCCCGUGUGGGCCAGACCUUGGAGCUGCCCCUGAGGAUCAAUGGCCUUAUUCCUGGCGGGGCCAACGAGGUGGUCACCCUGAGCGACUGCUCCCAUUUUGACUUGGUGAUUGAGGUGGAGAACCAGGGCGUGUUCCAGCCACUUCCAGGGAGGCUGCAGCCAGGGUCUGAGCACUGCAGUGGGGUCAAGGUGAGAGCAGAGGUCCAGGGCUACACCACACUCCUUGUGAGCUACAGACAUGGCCACGUCCACCUGAGUGCCCGGAUCACCAUUGCCGCCUACCUGCCCCUCAAGGCUGUGGAUCCCUCCUCUGUUGCCUUGGUGACCCUUGGCUCCUCAAAGGAGAUGCUGUUUGAAGGAGGUCCCAAACCCUGGGUCCUCGAGCCUUCCAAGUUCUUCCGGAACAUCACCUCCGAGGACACAGACAGCAUUAGCCUGGCUCUCUUUGGGCCCUCUACCUCCCGGAAUUACCAGCAACACUGGAUCCUUGUGACCUGCCAGGCCUUGGGAGAACAGGUCAUCGCCCUCUCGGUGGGGAAUAAGCCUAGCGUCACCAACCCUUUCCCGGCGCUGGAGCCCGCCGUGGUGAAGUUCGUCUGUGCCCCACCCUCCAGGCUCACACUGACCCCCGUCUACGCCAGCCCACAGCUUGACCUGUCGUGUCCGCUGCUGCAGCAGAACAAGCAGGUGGUUCCGGUUUCCAGCCACCGCAACCCCAUGCUGGACCUGGCCGCCUAUGACCAGCAAGGCCGCAGAUUCGACAACUUCAGCUCUCUGAACAUCCAGUGGGAGUCAACCAGGCCCCUGCUGGCCAGCAUCAGGCUGGAGCUGCCCAUGCAGCUAGUGGCCCGGGACGAUGGGAGCGGCCAGAAGAAGCUGCACGGCUUGCAGGCCAUCUCGGUUCAUGAGGCAUCGGGGACCACGGCCAUCUCCGCCACCGCUACUGGCUACCAGCAGUCCCACCUCAGCACGGCCAGAGUGGAGCAGCCGUACGACCCUCUCGUGCCCGUGUCAGCCUCCAUAGAACUCAUCCUGGUAGAGGACGUGAGGGUGAGCCCAGAGGAGGUGACCAUCUACAACCACCCCAGCGUGCAGGCGGAGUUGCACAUCAGAGAAGGCUCGGGCUACUUCUUCCUCAACACCAGCACCAUGGACGUCAUCAAGGUGGUCUACCAGGAGGCCAGGGGCGUGGCCACGGUGUACCCUUUGCUCCCAGGCAUGUCGACCAUCAUGAUCCACGACCUGUGCCUUGCCUUCCCGGCCCCAGCAAAGGUGGAUGUGUACGUCUCAGACAUUCAGGAGCUCUACGUACGCGUGGUGGAUAAGGUGGAGAUUGGGAAGACGGUCAAGGCCUAUGUCCGCGUGCUAGACUUUCACAAGAAGCCUUUCUUGGCCAAAUACUUUGCCUUCAUGGACCUGAAGCUCCGAGCGGCUUCUCAGAUCAUCACGUUGGUGGCCCUCGACGAAGCCCUUGACAACUACACGGCCACGUUCCGCGUCCAUGGUGUGGCCAUUGGCCAGACCAGUCUCACCGCAACGGUGAUGGAUAAAGCUGGACAGCGAAUCAACUCGGCCUCCCAGCAGAUCGAGGUCUUUCCCCCGUUUAGGUUGAUACCCAGGAAGGUGACGCUGAUCAUUGGGGCCAUGAUGCAGAUCACCUCGGAGGGCGGCCCGCAGCCCCAGUCCAAUAUCCUCUUCUCCAUCAGUAACGAGAGCGUUGCCGUGGUGAACAGCGCGGGGCUGGUGCGGGGGCUGGCCGUCGGCAACGGCACUGUGUCUGGGGUCGUGCAGGCUGUGGACGCUGAGACUGGCAAGCUUGUCAUCGUGUCUCAGGACCUCGUGGAGGUGGAGGUGCUGCUUCUCCAGGCGGUGAGGAUCCGAGCCCCCAUCACUCGCAUGAGGACAGGAACCCAGCUUGGCCGAAAUGGGGCACAUGUCCCAUGGGACGAAGGAGACAGUCCGUGCCCUGGGGCUCUGGGGGGCCCUCUCGGCAGUGGGACUCCUGUGGUCACAGGCCUGACUUCUCUCCUGCAGAUGCCUGUUUAUAUCACUGGGAUCACCAACAGUCAGAACCCUUUCUCCUUUGGCAAUGCUGUGCCAGGCCUGACCUUCCACUGGUCUGUCACCAAGCGGGACAUCCUGGACAUCCGGGGGCGACACCACGAGGCUUCACUACAGCUGCCGUCACAGUACAACUUUGCCAUGAAUGUGCAUGGCCGGGUGAAAGGCAGGACCGGGCUGCGGGUGGUGGUCAAGGCUCUGGACCCCGCUGCUGGGCAGCUGCACGGCCUCGCCAAAGAACUCGCCGAUGAGAUCCAAAUCCAGGUAUUCGAGAAGCUGCUGCUGCUGAACCCUGAAAUAGAAGCAGAACAAAUACUAAUGUCACCCAACUCAUUUAUAAAGCUUCAGACAAACAGGGAUGGUGCGGCAUCUGUGAGCUACCGCGUCCUGGGUGGGCCGGAGAAGGUCCCCGUGGUGCAAGUGGAUGAGAAGGGCUUCCUGACGUCUGGGUCUGUGAUUGGGACAUCUACAAUCGAAGUGACUGCCCAAGAGCCUUUCGGGGCCAACCAAACCAUCAUCUUUGCCGUAAAGGUGUCUCCUGUUUCUUACCUGAGGAUCUCCAUGAGCCCUGUCUUGCACACCCACAACAAAGAGGCUCUGGCAGCCCUGCCUUUGGGAAUGACUGUGACCUUCACAGUCCACUUCCACGAUAACUCUGGAGACAUCUUCCAUGCUCACAACUCGGUGCUCAGCUUUGCAACCAACAGAGACGAGUUUGUGCAAAUCGGGAAGGGCGCCACGAACCACACAUGUGUCGUGCGCACCAUCAGCGUCGGCCUGACGCUGCUCAGCGUGUGGGAUGCCGAGCACGUGGGCCUCUCCGACUUCGUCCCGCUGCCUGUCCAACAGGCCAUCUCCCCAGAGCUGUCCGGAGCGCUUGUGGUGGGAGACGUGCUCUGUCUGGCCACAGUCCUGGUCGGCCUGGAAGGCCUCUCUGGAACCUGGAGCUCCUCAGCCAGCAACAUCCUCCAUAUCGACCCGAGGACAGGCGUGGCGGUGGCCCGAGAGGCGGGAUCUGUGACCAUUUACUACGACGUUGCGGGGCACCUGAGGACCUACAAGGAGAUAGCGAUUGGUGUCCCUCAAAGGAUCGUGGCCCGUUCCAUCCGCCCAGGCCAGACCAGCUUCCAGGAGGCCUCCAAGGUGACCGUCACCGUGGGAGACAGAAGCUCUAACCUGAGAGGAGAGUGCUCCCCAGCCCAGAUGGAAGUCAUUGAGACUCUGCGUCCAGAAUCCCUCAUUAGCUGCCAGGUUCAGUUCAAGCAAGACGUCUUCGAUUUCCCAGCACGCAACGUCUUCACAGUGGAGCCAGGAUUUGACGCAACUCUGGGCCGGUACCUCUGCUCGGUCACAAUGCACAGGCUGACGGACAAGCAGCUGAAACAUCUCAGCAUGAAAAAGACGGCACUGCUGGUCACCGCCUCCAUCCCGGGCAGCCAUGCCCCCAGAGAGCAUGUGGGCGCCGAGGUGCCCUUCAGCCCAGGGCUGUACACUGACCAGGCUGAAAUCCUUUUGAGCAACCAUUACACCAGCUCCGAGGUCAAGGUCUUUGGUGCCAUGGAGAUUCUCGAGAACCUGGAGGUGAAAUCGGGGUCCCCAGCCGUGCUGGCGUUUGAGAAGGAGAAGUCUUUGGGGCUCCCCAGCUUCAUCACCUACACCGUCGGCGUCUCAGAUCCCACAGCCGGCAGCCAGGGGCCUCUGUCCACCGCCCUGACCUUCUCCAGUCCCAUGACUAACCAAGCCAUCACCAUCCCGGUCACCGUGGCCUUUGUGAUGGAUCGCCGAGGGCCUGGUCCUCACGGCGCCAGCCUCUUCCAGCACUUCCUGGACUCCUACCAAGUGAUGUUCUUCACGCUUUUCGCCCUGCUGGCUGGGACUGCUGUCAUGAUCAUAGCCUACCACACUGUUUGUGCACCCCGGGAGCUCAACGCACCUCCGGCCCUCUCCCCCCGAGCCAGCCCUCGCCACAGCCCCCACUUCCAGUUGUCCCUGGUGACCCUGUAUAGCUCCAGGGGAUACUUCUGUCUGUGAGAAGUGCAAUGUCCGACCACGACGGUGCGUGGCAGCCCUUACAUCUUCUGUGUUCCGUUGGAGGGUUCUUUCCCCUGAACAGGUGUCUGCUGAGCCCAAGAGGGCAUGGCCAGG
Molecule: messenger RNA, 5370 nt
Organism: Neogale vison (American mink)
Lineage: Eukaryota; Metazoa; Chordata; Mammalia; Carnivora; Mustelidae
Gene: NUP210
Product: nucleoporin 210
Exons: 38
Coding region: 112-5256 (1714 amino acids)
Cellular component (GO): nuclear pore
Source: RefSeq, a predicted model, not a curated record